Messenger RNA from Danaus chrysippus (African queen), 1239 nucleotides. Lineage: Eukaryota; Metazoa; Arthropoda; Insecta; Lepidoptera; Nymphalidae. The record is from the annotation of a GenBank genome assembly.
AUGGCUCUCAAUACGGACGGUGAACAGAAAUCGAACCUGGUCCUCCGCGUAGACCAGGAUUCUGACUCGGUUUUGCAGUCACUAUUCGACACAGUGCUCAAGCCUGACUCAAAACGACCGCUACAGGUGCCUCUGCGUAUGCGACAGCUUCCAAAGUCGUUCUUUAACCCGCCGUCGACCGGUUCCAAGUCGCCAUCUGUGUCUCAUUCGCGUGAAAAUUCGGCUGAUUCUGCGUUUGGGUCUUCUUCGGCAACUGGCACAGCUCCCGUGUCCCAUUCUCGUGCACACUCGUCUCCAGCUAGUUUACAACAGACAUAUGCUGCGGGUCAACAGAAUCAGCAACCACCUUUACCGCAUCAACACGCAAAACAGAGAUCCUACGAUGUCGCUUCACAUAUUCCAGAUGAACUGGGACCUUUACCAGCUGGAUGGGAACAAGCUCGCACUCCAGAGGGACAGAUAUAUUAUCUCAAUCACAUAACCAAGACGACCACAUGGGAGGACCCUCGGAAGACAUUAGCGGCGCAGACAGUGUCCGCUGGCGUGCAGCAUCAGAACGAGAUCCUCACCCCACCACAAACUAUAGCGACACCUACUGCAGCGAAGAGUACAAGCACUAACACGACGACAGAUCCGCUCGGACCUCUGCCGGAUGGAUGGGAACAGGCUACGACACCAGAAGGAGAGAUAUACUUCAUCAACCACGCAGCACGAACUACGUCCUGGUUCGAUCCCAGAAUACCACAACACUUACAGCGUACGCCUACAUCAGGCGGCGCGGCCGGCGGCGGCUGGGCGAAUGCGGCUUGUCAACAGAAACUGAGGCUGCAGUCGCUACAAUUGGAACGAGAGAGACUCAAACAACGCCAGCAGGAGAUACGACUCCAGCAAGAGCUGAUGGCGCGGCAGUCAUCGUCCAUAGUAUCGUCACUAGCUACUACAGAGGUGUCCUUGGACCCGUUUCUAUCCGGCAUCAGUGAACACACGCGCCAGGAGUCAGCUGACAGCGGGCUGGGCAUGGUGCAGUAUUCCGUGCCUCACACUCCCGAAGACUUCCUCGCUAGUAUGGACGACCGUAUGGACGUAGCUAGUGAGCCCGGCGCGCCUAUGGACGCUGAUAUCACACUCGGAGACACUGAUCUGCUGGGCGACUUCACAAACGAUAUACUAGACGAUGUACAGUCUCUGAUAAAUUCGACACCGAACAAGCCAGAUAACGUUUUAACCUGGCUCUUCUGA